Molecule: messenger RNA, 1655 nt
Organism: Dendronephthya gigantea
Lineage: Eukaryota; Metazoa; Cnidaria; Anthozoa; Malacalcyonacea; Nephtheidae
Product: stromelysin-2-like
Exons: 3
Coding region: 736-1500 (254 amino acids)
Biological process (GO): collagen catabolic process; proteolysis; extracellular matrix organization
Cellular component (GO): extracellular matrix
Molecular function (GO): metalloendopeptidase activity; zinc ion binding
Source: RefSeq, a predicted model, not a curated record
AUAAUUUUAGCCUAGCUAUAUAUGGUGUUCUCUCUCUUACUUGUAUAAUGACCUUGAAGACUUUAUACCGACUUAUCGUAUCCGAGAAUAAUUUAAUGAAUAAAAACACGAGUAUAAUUUUUAGUACAGCCAUUGCCGAGUGCAAUCCUUCCUGAAACACCUUCAUUAUAGUCUCAAAUCCACAAUUUCUUUACAUUCGUGAUGACAAUGAAGGUUAUGAAGCUGAUUCUAAAUGUUAAAUGUAUGUAAGACAACCGCACAUGUAAAAAAAUAUUUAGGAUUUGGUUUGUAUUAUAUUUAAUGUGAUUCUAUCAACUUGUGAUAUAACUACUAUAUCAAACGCUUCGUUUUUAUAAUUUCUACGUGCAGUGUGAACGUCCUCAUAAACGAGACUGUUGAAAACAGUUUAUACGAGUUCCUUGUUUGGCAAUAGCACACAAUUCCGGAACUAAUUUCAUGAUAAGGUUGCACAAUGUAUGGCGCAUCGGAAGUUCUUGUACUGCUUUUCCGAUUCCACGGGGUCUCAAGGAAAAACACGUCCUAUUUUGCAAAACUUAAUUGUCAUACACCCUCAACGCAGUGGUUUUCAUACCUCAAGAGAACGAAACUACCAUAUUUGGGCGUAAUUGAAUUACGUAGGCACAGUCCCAGGUGCUGGACUGCUGGUAAUAAAAACCCAGCGUGGCUCUGAUACAAGACAGAAGAAGUUGGGAGAUUCAUUUAGCGCACAUCAAGAUGUUUUUCAAAUUGAUCUUAACGUUGUGUCUUGUUUAUCUUUCUUCGAAUGGAAAUGCGUCUAAGAUGAGUAAAGACGAAGCAAUGAAAUAUAUGCAAAAAUUUGGUUAUGCUGAUCCUGGUAGAUCUGGUAACAGAGAUUUCAGCAAAGCAAUUGCCAGAUUUCAAAGGUUUUUCCAUUUGAAAGUAACCGGGAAAAUGGAUGAAGAGACUGACAAGGAAAUGGAGAAACCUCGAUGUGGUAAUUCGGACGAGGUGGAUGACACAGGAAGACGUGCAAUCGCAUUUAGGACUGGUUCCAAGUGGCGCAAAACAAGACUGACCUAUCGUUUUCUUCGUAACUCAGGUGACGUGUCUGUGGCAACAAUGAAGGCAACCUUUGUUAGGGCUUUUAGAUUUUGGAGUAAUGUCACCCCUCUUAGAUUCAGCGAAGUAACAUCAGGAAGGAGCGAUUUUACAAUCGUGUUUGCCAGAGGAGAACACGGAGAUGGCGCAGCCUUCGAUGGGCCAGGCAGAGUUUUAGCACACGCAUUUUUGCCUGAAAACGGCCGGGUGCAUUUUGACGAAGAUGAAAGGUAUACAGUGAAUGGAGCAUCUGGAAUUGAUCUUCUAGCCGUGGCUGUUCACGAGAUUGGCCACGCUCUGGGUCUUUAUCAUUCCAAUGUCAGGGGCGCGAUCAUGUGGCCCAGUUAUAAUGGAUAUGAUCCAAACCUUAGAUUACAUAGAGAUGAUAUCGAAGGCAUCCAAUCCUUGUAUGGUAUGUAAAUAUACUGCACCGGUACUUCUGCUUUAAGGAGGCUUUGGGAGGGAUGCAGUUUAAAUUUCUUCUGUGGCUGUGACUAAAUAUUACUUCUAGUAGUUUGCUUGUUCAACGCUGCUGUUUGUAACGAAUUCAUUGUUUGAAACACUUCACCAAAUUA